Cryptomeria japonica (Japanese cedar) is the source of this 432-nucleotide messenger RNA. RefSeq names its product G-type lectin S-receptor-like serine/threonine-protein kinase RLK1. The record is from RefSeq and is a predicted model, not a curated record. The coding region runs from base 1 to 432 and encodes 143 amino acids. The transcript has 2 exons. Lineage: Eukaryota; Viridiplantae; Streptophyta; Pinopsida; Cupressales; Cupressaceae.
AUGCCCCUAGUUGAAUCACUAAGCGAGGAAGUUGCGCUUCCAUUAGAGUUACAGGGAAGAGGUGUCGUAGUGCACAGGUUACAUGGCACCCGGCCGGGGAAUGUCAUCAUUACCGUGAAGGUUGAUGUUUACAAUUUUGGAGUGAUGCUCCUUGAGAUUAUCUGUUGCAAGAAAACCGUCCACUUAGAUGACAAAGAAAAUGAAAUCCUUCUGUGCGACUGGGUUUAUGAGUGCUUCAGACAUGGCAGACUUGUACAAUUGGUAGAGCAACAGCAGUUAGAGGGUGAUACAAUUGAGCCAAGGCAGCUGGAAAGAUUGGUGUUGACUGCACUGUGGUGCAUUCAAGACAAUUCUGCUCUAAGACCGUCAAUUGAAAAGGUUGUGCAGAUGUUGGAAGGAGCAGUUGAGAUCACAGUACCCCCAACUCCUUGA